AUGUCUGACAGACACAGUCAAGAAAAGAUCAGGUCUGGCACAGGCCCGGUCGCUAUACCUACGCCGUCUACGUCGGAUGAAAAGAAAACACCACACAACAACUUCCUCAAGCGCAUGUUCAAGUUCGCCUCCAAUGAUGACAAGGAGGAGAAAAAGACCCCAGGCGUGCCAAUACUACAGCUGUUCCGUUUUGCCGAUGCAAUCGACAGGACCUUAAUGGCUGUUGGUACGCUCGCUGGCGAGAUGAUUCGCUUUGCCAACCCCGGCAAGUUGGGGCUAACUCAAGAACUCAAAGAUGAACUGGACCACUCUGUGCGCAAGUACUGCUGGUAUUUCCUUGCACUGGGUUUGGGAACUUGGCUAGUUGCGUUCGUGCAGAAGCUGACAUGGGCAACAGCGGCUGAACGACAGGGCAAGCGCAUCCGCGAAGAAUUCUACAUCGCUAUCCUUCGCCAGGACAUUGGCUGGUUCGAUGGUCUUUCCACCGGCGAGCUCACCACGCGUAUUUCUGGCGAUGUCAACAUGCUGCAGGAGGGCACGGGAGAAAAAUUCAGCUUUGCCAUCCAGUAUUUCUCGUCGUUUAUUGCGGGAUUUAUUAUUGCUUUCAUCAAGGGCUGGAAGAUGACGCUGGUUGUGCUUGCUGUCAUGCCAAUCAUGGUUGGAGCUGUGUCGGUGAUGGGCAUCUUGCUUGCUGACAGCGCAUCGGGUGGCCAAGGUUCGUACGCCGAAGCAGGCGGUGUCGCCGACGAAGUCCUGUCGUCAAUCAAGACCGUCAUGGCAUUUGGUGGCGAACGCCGUGAGCUUGAGCGCUACGACAGCAAGAUUUCCAAGGCCCUAGCAAAAGGUCUACACAAGGCGAAGGUUCUCGGUGUGUCAAUGGGGGUUAUUCUGUUCACAAUCUACAGUGUCUAUGCGCUGGGAUUCUGGUUUGGUGGCAAGUUGGUGCGCGACCAUGAGAUGACUACAGACGGCGCACUUUCUGUAUUCUUCUCCAUUGGUUAUUGUUUGUCGUCCAUCUCGAGUGCGCGCGGUGCUGCAGCCAAAGUGUACCAAAUCAUCGACCGCAAGUCGCCUAUCGACCCUGUUGACACCGAGACUGGCAUGUCGGCUGACGGCAUCAAGGGUGAGAUCGAGCUCUCCAGCGUCAACUUCCGCUACCCGACCCGCCCUGACGUCCAGAUCCUGCACGACUUCAGCAUCAGCGUCAAGCCCGGCCAGAAGAUUGCGCUUGUCGGCGAAUCUGGCUGCGGCAAAUCGACCAUGAUCGGCCUGGUCGAGCGGUUCUACGACCCCGAGAGCGGCGUGGUCAAGAUUGACGGUGUUGAUGUGCGCGAGUACAACGUGCGCUCUCUGCGCCAGCAGAUCGGUGUCAUCAUGCAGAUGCCGGUGCUGUUCGGAUACACCAUCUACCAGAACAUCAUCUGGGGCGCUAUUGACGUCGACAACAACCCGCCGACGAUGGAGCAGGUCAUCCAGGCAUGCAAGGACGCCAACGCACACGACUUCAUCUCUGAGCUCCCUGAUGGCUACGACACGAUGUGCGGUGAGCGCGGUGCGCUGUUGUCCGGUGGGCAGAAGCAGCGUAUUGCUAUUGCCCGUGCGCUGGUGCGGAACCCCAAGAUUCUGCUGCUUGAUGAAGCCACGAUGCGCUGGACCGGGCAUCGGCAAACCGCACCACGAUUACCGUCGCCCACCGGCUCAGCACCGAUCAGGGACUCGGACGUGAUCUAUGUCAUCUCCAAGGGUCGUGUUCUGGAGUCCGGCAACCAUGAGGAGCUGAUCGGUCUCGACGGUGCGUAUGCCAAGCUUGUCGAGGCUCAGCAGCUGCGCCAGUCGAUCGAGAGAGGCGUCGAGGAGUAUUCCGCUGAUGGAUCUGGUAGCCACACGCAGGAGGACGACAGCACCGGAUGA
Linderina pennispora is the source of this 1911-nucleotide messenger RNA. RefSeq lists its product as uncharacterized. Gene Ontology annotation, biological process: transmembrane transport. The transcript has 4 exons. NCBI's taxonomy places the organism in Eukaryota, Fungi, Kickxellomycota, Kickxellomycetes, Kickxellales, Kickxellaceae. Gene Ontology annotation, cellular component: membrane. The record is from RefSeq and is a predicted model, not a curated record. Bases 1 to 1911 code for a protein of 636 amino acids. Gene Ontology annotation, molecular function: ATP binding; ABC-type transporter activity; ATP hydrolysis activity.